AUGGAUCACAAGUUUUUGGCAAAGUUAAUGAAGUUCUCAAGAACAAAAAAUGCUAGGGAGGAAGAGUCCAAAAGAGUAAAAGAAGUAACUCUUAUUGUGAAGAAGACCGAAGAUCCUCCUCAAAUUAAACCACCAACACUCAAAGAAAUCAUGGCUACACAUGGAAUUACUCGUGAUCCCUCUCCGUUGCUCUAUUUCUCUCAAAUCCACCAAGCUCCACCUCCUCAAGGACCUCAACCAAUUACUGCUUACGUGGUUUUUCAAUUUCUCAGGAGGGAGCUGAAUGUCGAUGGGUUUGGACCCGAUAACCUCGAGUAA
Molecule: messenger RNA, 318 nt
Organism: Arabidopsis thaliana (thale cress)
Lineage: Eukaryota; Viridiplantae; Streptophyta; Magnoliopsida; Brassicales; Brassicaceae
Exons: 2
Coding region: 1-318 (105 amino acids)
Source: RefSeq, marked reviewed